Aspergillus chevalieri is the source of this 636-nucleotide messenger RNA. RefSeq lists its product as uncharacterized. The coding region runs from base 1 to 636 and encodes 211 amino acids. Gene Ontology annotation, cellular component: cytoplasm. The record is from RefSeq and is a predicted model, not a curated record. NCBI's taxonomy places the organism in Eukaryota, Fungi, Ascomycota, Eurotiomycetes, Eurotiales, Aspergillaceae. The transcript is spliced from 3 exons.
AUGACCGACAACACCCUCUACCUCUACACCUCCCUCACAGCGGGCUCCUCGCACAUCGUCACCGCUACCGCCCGUCUCGAAACCAUCCUCAAAGCCAACAAGCUCCCCUUCCGCGCAAUCGAUGUCGCGACCGACGAUGCUGCCCGCAAGCUCUGGGGUCGUCGCUCGCGCGGUCGCAAGUUACCGGGUCUCGUCAAGGCGGGGAUGAUUGUUGGUGAUCUAGAGCAGAUCGAAGAAUGGAACGAAUACGGUGAGCUGAGGAUGCAGGUUAAUAAUGUCGAAGCGUUGGACAGUUUCCCCGCCGAUACGCCUGCAUCUCUGACCGGUAGUCCGGCCACGACCCCCUCCGCGACGGACCCCAAUGCACCCCCGAAACAAAGCACAAUCAAGAUCCAGUCUCCGCCGUCGAAGGAACACACAAAAGACGAUUCGAUUACCGUUGCCAUGCGCCAGGCGAGCGAGGAGGCUGCAUCGAAGGCUAAGGACACCAAAUCCGGGGCUGGACCCACGGACAUUACUACUACUGCUGCUGCUGCUGCUGCUGCUGCUGCACCUACAUCUAACGCAACUGCUGCACCCGCAGCUGGCACUGCGGAAGUCGGGGAAAAGAAAGCCCCCGGCGAAGAAACUCUUUAA